Messenger RNA from Helicoverpa zea (corn earworm), 2407 nucleotides. RefSeq names its product beta-galactoside alpha-2,6-sialyltransferase 2 (gene SiaT). NCBI's taxonomy places the organism in Eukaryota, Metazoa, Arthropoda, Insecta, Lepidoptera, Noctuidae. The transcript has 5 exons. The coding region runs from base 3 to 1400 and encodes 465 amino acids. The record is from RefSeq and is a predicted model, not a curated record. Gene Ontology annotation, molecular function: sialyltransferase activity.
UCAUGAAAGCUGCAGCGAUGUCGGUUUGGAUAUUUAUUAACAUCCUCUGCUUUGGUAUGUGUGGCUACUUGUAUUUAAUAUGGUAUCAAUACUGGAUGUAUAUAGAAAAGCAGAAAUUAUUUGGCAAAACGUCAGAAGGCCCACAAAGGACUAGCCUUAGUUACCAAGAUCGGUAUACAGCUGAAAGGAAACCAUCUGAAUUGUUAUUUAAUUCUACUUUGAAAAUCGAUUUCCUUCGGAAAAAUCGGAGGUCAGCUAUCGGCGGUUUCUGGAGUAGUGGUGUGUCUAUUCGAACAUCUAACAAGACUUCUGGUUCCUACAUCCAGCCGUCCAAUAACAUAAUAAGGAAGAGCAACGGCAGUCCCAGGUUCCCCAACAUCCACAGGCCGUUGUUAGAGUUCGACAGCGACAAAUACAUUUGCAAUGAUCUAUUAUCAACAGAAUGUGAAGAGAAAACCGCAGAAUUUAAGAAGCUACUGCUUAAGGAGUUUCACAGAGUCCUUAUGGGAGAAAGCAAAGUUUUUAAAUCAGGGUUAGACGCUCUUAAUACGUAUGAUGUUAAAUAUGAUAAUAGUAAUCGUAAAGAGAGUUCAAGAGAGCAGGUGAUGUGUGCUCUUAAAGGUGUGAAGGUGCGGACAGUUACUGCUGAUGAUGAGCCAUUUGCGCGACUCGGGUUUAGAAUACCAAGGGCACCACUGCAAGAGGGACGUCAUUAUAACACGUGUGCUGUUGUCACAAGUGCUGGGGCGCUGCUUGGCUCCGAUUUAGGAGAAUUUAUAGAUUCUCACGAUAUGGUAUUGAGAUUCAACAACGCGCCCACGGAAAAUUAUACAGAAAGUGUCGGUUCCAAGACCACUUUCCGAGUUCUCAAUUCGCAGGUAGUAUCUAAGCCUGAAUUCAACUUUUUGGAGGACCCGCUGUAUCGCAACAUUUCCAUUAUAAUAUGGGACCCUGCGAACUAUACUGCAACAUUGGAUGACUGGUACCACAAUCCAGAUUAUCCUCUAUUCCCUGUCUAUAAGAGGCUACUUGAACAAAAUCCGAACGCAGAUGUCCAUUUAUUGAACCCGCAAGUAUUAUGGGCAUUGUGGUCGGUACUCCAAGACACAUCGCCGUACCGCCUGCGUAGAAACCCACCGUCAUCAGGUUUCAUAGGUCUAUGGUUCGCGCUGCACCGCUGCGCGCGCGUGCGCAUGCUAGAGUACGUGCCGUCUGCGCGCGCGACGCGCCGGUGCCACUACCACGCGCCGCACGCCGACGCCGCCUGCACGCUCGGCGCCUGGCACCCGCUAGCCCACGAGAAAACCGUCGCAGAACGCAUGCGUGAUAACGAUGAUAUACAAGUCUUUCAGAAAGGAGUGAUUGAUGUACCUGGGUUUCGUAGUAUUGUUUGUCCUUAGGUACGAUGCUGUUCAGGUUUUGUUUCCCGUUUUAAUGUUGCCAAAAUGUGUAUAAGGCGAAGGAGCAAGUCUUCCAUUCAAGAGUUAGCGACUUUCAAACCAAAACAUGUUAGUUUGUACCAUUGUUUUCAAUGUUGCCAAAAACCGUCAUUAAUUGUGACGAUGGGAUAAAAGUGACCAGACAUAAAACUUUCGCUCUGCACAGAGAGACAUGAAACUUCAUUAUUCAUUCGUUUUCUUCAUUUAAGAAAAGCGAUUACCCUGUAAUCUAUUGAGUAAACAAACCUUAACAACACAGAUUCAACAAAGUUUUAUUAAUAGGUUAUUUGAAUAGCCCAUCCCAAGCGUUGUUUUGAAUUAAUUGACAAUAUUAAUGACUGCGUGUCGAUAUGUGCUAUUUAAUUAUGCCUGUAACGAAUUGCUUUGUGUUGUGUUUUAUUGUUGAAUUCUAAUUGAGCUUACGUUGUUAUUUGUCCCGCAAUUUAAUUAAGAAGAAGGAAUUAUUCAUUAACGGAAUUGAAUGAAUGGUGUCUUAAUUUCUUUGAAGUUAAUAUAAAGUUUGAAAAAGAUUGAACUGAAAUAUGUAAAAUUAUUUUACAUAUAUUUUAGGAUAAAUAAGAAUAUUCGUCAUAGCUAUACUUAAUUAUGAAAUUAAAUGUCUUCCUGUAGGUAAAUUUUUGGAUCGGAUUGCUAAGUCAUAUUUAUUUAUGGAUCAACAUAAUACCUAAGCCAGUUGCAAUUUAUUGGUAUAAAGGUAAAAUUAAUUUGAAAAAUCGUGUUAUAGAAUAAUUUUACGUUGUAAGCUUCUAGUGAUAAGCGAGAUGAUUAAAUAAUGAGCAGGCUAACUGUGAAUUUAUUUUGAUUCGUAUUGUUGUUGUUUUAUGAUCUUGUUUUUUGUGCUAUGUUAAGUUUCUACAGAAAAUGCAAAGUAAAUAGAAAUCGUUUUAUAUUUUAGCAUACCUACUGUGUGAAAAAUAAUAAACUGUGAAAGAAAAUAACUAUUUAAA